Messenger RNA from Erigeron canadensis, 984 nucleotides. Its product is annotated as auxin-binding protein ABP20-like. The record is from RefSeq and is a predicted model, not a curated record. Lineage: Eukaryota; Viridiplantae; Streptophyta; Magnoliopsida; Asterales; Asteraceae. Bases 85 to 723 code for a protein of 212 amino acids. Gene Ontology annotation, cellular component: cell wall. The transcript has a single exon. Gene Ontology annotation, molecular function: manganese ion binding.
CUCGAUCUUCUAUAUCUCAAUUACACCUACACACUGCACACAAAGAAAACACUGUCCAAAUUUAGAAACAUUGUGUCGAUCAAAAUGUUGAUUCCAAGUAGUGUUAUCGUAGUAUUCUCCCUUCUUCUUGUCGGCUCAUAUGCAUCAGUGCAAGACUUCUGUGUAGCCGAUUUGUCGUUACCUGACACUCCUUCUGGCUUCCCUUGCAAAGAUGCCAAGAAAUUGAGCGUAGCUGAUUUUGUCUUCUCUGGUCUUGGCAAAGCCGGGAACACGAGCAAUAUAAUUAAGGCUGCUGUCACCCCAGCAUUCACUGCCCAGUUUCCAGGUGUGAAUGGGCUUGGGGUAUCUCUAGCUAGGUUAGACCUAGCUGUGGGCGGGGUUAUCCCGAUGCACACUCACCCUGGAGCCUCAGAAGUAUUGGUGGUCAUCCAAGGGACUAUCUGUGCUGGAUUCAUAUCGUCAUCUGCUAAUACCGUCUACUUCAAGACAUUGAACAAAGGAGAUAUUAUGGUAUUCCCACAAGGUCUGCUUCACUUCCAGAUUAACUCUGGUAAGGGUCCAGCUCUCGCAUUUGUUAGCUUCAGUAGUCCAGUGCCCGGGCUCCAGAUCACCGACUUUGCUCUGUUUGCAAAUGAUUUGCCCACAGAGUUGGUGGUAGCCACAACUUUCCUCGAUGCAGCACAAGUUAAGAAGCUCAAGGGUGUUCUUGGUGGCACCCAUUAAAUAGCUAGCUAGUUAGCUCUUGAUUAUCCAGGAAGAUUGAUGUUGUUGGUGGGGCGGUGUUGUCGUUAUCCUUUGUUUGUUUAUUUUGUAAGGUACCCAGCGUUUAGGUGUUUGGUGCUGUUGAUUUAUUUUUAAGAGGUUUCAUUUUGUGUAAGCUUAGGACUCGGUGGUUUUGAAUGUAAGCCAAAAUGAGUGUUACCUAAUUAACUGCUUAUAAGCUUUGGAAUAAUAUUUAAGCAGCAGCAUUGUGGUUGUUUCUUA